This is a messenger RNA of Brachypodium distachyon (stiff brome), 2374 nucleotides long. RefSeq names its product cationic amino acid transporter 3, mitochondrial. Gene Ontology annotation, molecular function: amino acid transmembrane transporter activity. The record is from RefSeq and is a predicted model, not a curated record. Gene Ontology annotation, cellular component: membrane. NCBI's taxonomy places the organism in Eukaryota, Viridiplantae, Streptophyta, Magnoliopsida, Poales, Poaceae. The coding region runs from base 176 to 1990 and encodes 604 amino acids. Gene Ontology annotation, biological process: amino acid transport; transmembrane transport. The transcript is spliced from 14 exons.
UUCAUCCUAGUACCGAGAAAAGUCAACGCCAUUACCAUUAGGGACGAAACAUACAAGGUCUCAUUCGAGCGCACCGAUUUGGGAAUACCCAUCGUAUCCUCCCUUCGUGCCCUUCGUCUCCGUGGCCUCGGCUUCUCCCUUCAGCCCCUCGUCGCUGAAGGGACGGUGGUCGGGCAUGGAGCAGGGACGACGCCUCUCCUGGUCGGAUUUGCAGUGCCUGGCCCGGCGGAAGCCGGCGAGCUCCACCGUUCGCGCUGGCGCUGGUGCAGCAGCGGUCGGGGGAAAUGGCCGAAGCCUUGCUAAGGCGCUCUCCGUUCCCCAUCUCAUGGCCAUUGGUGUUGGCUCGACGAUUGGUGCUGGCAUCUAUGUCCUGGUAGGAACUGUGGCUCGUGAGCAUGCAGGACCAGCCUUGACAAUUUCUUUUCUGAUAGCUGGCAUUGCUGCUGCUCUUUCAGCCUUGUGUUAUGCCGAGCUUGCUUGCCGGUUCCCUUCAGCAGGAAGUGCUUAUCACUAUUCUUAUAUUUGCAUUGGAGAGAGUGUCGCUUGGUUGAUUGGUUGGGCUUUAAUUCUGGAAUACACAAUUGGUGGAUCAUCAGUGGCCCGUGGCAUCUCACCAAACUUGGCUCUAUUUUUUGGUGGCGAAGACAAGUUGCCAUUCUUUCUAGCCCAAAUACAUGUCAAAUGGCUUGAUACCGCAGUUGAUCCUUGUGCUGCUAUUCUUGUCCUGAUAGUUACCGCAUUACUCUGUCUGGGUAUUAAGGAGAGCUCAGUUGUGGAAGGCGUUAUCACCAUUGCAAAUGUCGCAAUCAUGCUGUUUGUCAUUUGUGCCGGAGGAUGGUUAGGAUUCCAGAAUGGCUGGCCUGGUUAUAAUGUUCCGAAAGGUUACUUCCCUAACGGUGCAAGUGGAGUUUUUUCUGGAUCAGCAACCCUCUUCUUUGCAUACAUUGGAUUUGAUGCAGUUGCUAGCACAGCUGAGGAGGUGAAGAAUCCUCAACGUGACCUUCCAUGGGGAAUGUGUCUGACCUUGUCAUUAUGCUGCUUCCUCUACAUGAUGGUUUCUGUUGUUAUUGUCGGUCUGGUUCCAUAUUACGCAAUGGAUCCUGACACUCCUAUUUCAUCUGCAUUUGCUCAAUAUGGAAUGCAAUGGGCAGUGUAUGUCAUUUCCAGUGGGGCUGUUCUUGCUCUCAUUGCAUCGUUGAUAGGCGCUAUACUCCCUCAGCCAAGAAUUGUGAUGGCUAUGGCAAGAGAUGGACUGCUUCCACCAAUCUUCUCAGCUGUUGAUCAAAGAACUCAAGUGCCAACCUUGAGCACAAUCUUGACUGGGAUAUGUGCCGCCAUUCUUGCUUUUUUCAUGGAUGUGUCAGAAUUGGCAGGGAUGGUAAGCGUGGGCACACUAUUGGCAUUUACAAUGGUUGCCAUUUCUAUUUUAAUAGUAAGAUAUGCUCCUCCAAGUGAGAUGCCAAUGGAAGGGGCUGAUCCAGGUUCACUUGAAUCACUAGCUUCACACACUGACCAUUCAGAGCCAGUUGUGGAAAUUUUGGAGGAUCCUUUUGGCAAUGUUAAAGCACCUACUGCCAGUGAGGUUGCCAAUAUGGUAAGGCGACAGAAAGCCAAAAGGUGCAUAGUACUGGUAUGCUUUGGGGUCAUUAUCUUUGCAUCUGCGGUUUCUUUCUCCUCUUUGCCAUUUUAUUUACGAUGCACGGCAUGUGCCUUAGGUAGCUUGCUCUUGCUCGGUGCUACCAUUGCACUUUCGUGUAUUGGACAAGACAAAAGCUCUUCAAGACAAACCGGAGGUUUCAUGUGUCCGUUUGUUCCUAUACUUCCAAUAUGUUGCAUCCUCAUCAACGUGUACCUUCUUAUGAACCUCGGGAGUCACACAUGGAUCCGUGUUUCUGUCUGGCUAGCGGCUGGUGCAUUGAUAUAUUUCUUCUAUGGCCGAAGGCACAGUUCACUGACAGGAACGGCUUAUCAGCGCGUAUCAUCCGCAUAGGCGAAGCUCUCGUGAAGCUCCUUCUCCAAAAUUAGGACUUUGCAUGAUCUAUAGAAGUCUUGAUGUCCACAAAUUGGCGUAAAGAAGUGUCUGUAAUAUAUUGUUGGGGAUUCCCGAGUCCUACAGAUUUGAGCAAGAAACUGAAGAACCUUUAUUCUGAACUCUGCAGAGAUGUAGAAAGCAGAAACAAGUAUAGGCACCCCCAGUAGCAGCAUUGCAUCGUGUAAUUGCAUAGGAUUUUAUCUCUCUUUACUGUCAAUUUUUUUUAACAUGUAUGGACAGAAUCACGAGAAUCAAAACAUAUCGUAUUACAUCAAGACAGAGAUUAAAGUUCAGUAAAAAGUGCAGCCAAAGAUGAGCUGUCAAGGAUGAGUGGUUUUGGUC